Molecule: messenger RNA, 969 nt
Organism: Saprolegnia parasitica CBS 223.65
Lineage: Eukaryota; Oomycota; Saprolegniomycetes; Saprolegniales; Saprolegniaceae
Exons: 5
Coding region: 1-969 (322 amino acids)
Molecular function (GO): protein binding
Source: RefSeq, a predicted model, not a curated record
AUGGUGGCGGAGACGACGAGCGUCGCCGUGCCACUGCGGCUUGUGGCCAAGCUGCGCACGUACGAUCUCUCGUGGAACGCAUCCUUGCCUGCCGAGUCGCUCCUACACCAGGCACGCGACCUCACCGAGCACCAGAUCGCGCUCGAUGCGCUCUUCAAUACAACGCAAGGCCGCGAGGUCGACUUGACGGCGCCGCUGGGACAGUCGGUGGCGCCGAACGAUGUCGUCGAGGCCAAGAGCUUCCUCGACAUGCCCGACGACUCGUACACGACGCUGCCAUGGUUCGCCGCGACCACGUCCCAAGACGGUCUCUUCUACCAGCAGCUCUGCGCGAUGGCGAUCGUCGGGAAGCGCGAGAACCGACGCGUCGCGAGAGAGAUGCGGCAGCGCGCCAAGGACACGGACCAGCUCCUCUCGCUCAUGGCGCUCUACUUUCAAACGUCGCCGGACCAGCCCAACGUGGCCGUCGUCACGGACCAGCCGCGGAUCGUCGUACGAGCGCGCCGGGCGUCAUCAGCACCUGCUGCGCCACCGUCGCCGGUCGUAUCGUCUGCGAUCGCACGGUCACCACCGCGGUCGCCCGACGUGAGCGCGUUUACCGACUCGGACUCGGAGGACCCGCCGAUGGUGUCGCCGCCGCCUCGUGCGACGCCACCGCCGUCCAUCAAGGUCACGACACCCGAGGACGUGUUUGACGUGGUCUUUACGCAAAAGGCCAUCGGUCUCAAGCUCAUCAUGGACGACGGUAAGCGGUAUGCAAUCGUACGCGAGUGUAUGGCCGGCUCCGAGGCCCACCGGUACCCCGACAUUCAACCGGGCGUCGCCGUCGUGGCCGUCAACGGGCAAAGCAUGCACGGGAUCGGGCUCAAUCGAACGCUGUCCCGGCUGCGAGAAGCGCCGCGUCCAGUGGUUGUCCGCUUUGGCCACGCCGCCAAGGCGACCAGCGCAUCAUGGAGCGAUCUUAUGUAG